Molecule: messenger RNA, 453 nt
Organism: Ipomoea nil (Japanese morning glory)
Lineage: Eukaryota; Viridiplantae; Streptophyta; Magnoliopsida; Solanales; Convolvulaceae
Exons: 1
Coding region: 1-453 (150 amino acids)
Source: RefSeq, a predicted model, not a curated record
AUGCCCAUAUUUCUUUGCAAGAAGCUAAAUUUGGGAGAGCCACAACCGGUCCAAUUCACACUUCAAUUUGCUGAUCGGUCAACAAAGAGCCCUAUUGGAAUUCUUGAAGACGUCCCAGUCCCUGUGGAUAAGUAUUUUGUGCCUUGCGAUUUUGUUGUGAUGGAUAUUAGAGAAGAUCCCAACAUUCCAAUCAUCUUGGGGAGACCUUUCUUAGCCACAACGGGAGCCAUAAUUAAUGCAAGGAAAGGAUCAAUGACUUUUUAUUUUAGAGAUGCGAAAGUUUCCUUCAUUGUUCUUGGUGAACCAAAUUCUCAUGUUGUUGGAAGGUGUUACAUCGUUGAUGAGAUUGAUAGCAAGACUCUUCACGAAGAUGAACAUCUUGAUCCCCAUGAUAAGAGAUCAUUUAAUGAGCAUGAAAUGUGGAAAAGUUUCUUAAGUGAUAGGAGGGACUAA